Messenger RNA from Schistocerca nitens (vagrant locust), 921 nucleotides. RefSeq names its product dehydrogenase/reductase SDR family member 11-like. The transcript has 7 exons. NCBI's taxonomy places the organism in Eukaryota, Metazoa, Arthropoda, Insecta, Orthoptera, Acrididae. The coding region runs from base 1 to 921 and encodes 306 amino acids. The record is from RefSeq and is a predicted model, not a curated record.
AUGGAGCGGUACGCAGGUCGCGUCGCCCUGGUGACGGGCGCCAACUCCGGCAUCGGCGCCGCCACCGCACGGGCGCUGCUCAGGAGGGGGCUCGAGGUCGUCGGCCUUGACAAGAGGAUCGACAGGGACCAGGAUAUUGCUCGAGAACUGAAGGACGCUCCGGGUAGGCUCUAUCCAUUGCAAUGUGACGUCAGCUGCGAGGAGAAUGUUCUACGGGCCUUCAAAUGGAUCAAAGAGAAUUUAGGAGGGGUCGAUGUUCUUAUCAACAGCGCCGGCAUUUGCAGAGAAAACCUUCCAACAACUGGUCAGACAGCCGAGUGGCGGCACACACUGGACGUCAACGUCCUGGGGCUGUCCGUCUGCACGAGGGAGGCCGUCCAGAGCAUGCUGGACAGGGUAGUCGACGACGGCUUCGUCAUCCACAUAUGCAGUAUAGCUGGCCACAUCAUGCCAUUCGAUCCAUUGUGCUCGAUGUACCACGCCAGCAAACAUGCUGUCAGGGCUCUGCUUGAAGGACUGAGGAAGGACCUGGUUGCCAGGAACAGCAAGAUACGAUGUGGGAUGGCAAGCUAUGACGAAGUGCAGUUCUAUGCUGUGCCAUCUGGUGGUAGUUUCAGAAGAUACAUAGUCACAAGCCACGGCAAAAUGGCAGGUCGGUCAGUAACGUCUGAAGCGUCUUCGGGUCUUCAACGCAUAUUUGACACAGACAGUAGUGGAAGUGGAGAGCUUUACCCUUUGGAUCCUGACAGUGAUGAAUCUUGUCAUCCAUCGACCAGCAGUUCCAGCUUAGAUGAUGUUUCGCUUGAAAUAAGUAGAAUAAAUGAAGAAUCACCCGAAAAACCAAAGCCUUCACGGAAAAGAAAACGAAAUAUUGAUCAGUGGAAGAAAAAUAAAGCAAAACGUCGACGAAAUGCUGGUUAG